Molecule: messenger RNA, 1003 nt
Organism: Apus apus (common swift)
Lineage: Eukaryota; Metazoa; Chordata; Aves; Apodiformes; Apodidae
Gene: METTL24
Product: methyltransferase like 24
Exons: 4
Coding region: 117-650 (177 amino acids)
Source: RefSeq, a predicted model, not a curated record
AGCCCUGGUCAGUCUGUCUUGAUGAGAGGUUUAGCCUGAUCCAUCGACUCAGGAGCCAGCAGUGCCGCCUCUAUUCCUUGGGGCUGGGCAAUGAUGACAACCAGUUUGAGAUCAGCAUGGCCAACAGUGGAUGUGAGGUGCACCGCUUCGACCCCAGCAUCAAGGUGGCCCAUGUUCACCAGGGCCCCCACCUGUGGUACCAUCGCCUCUCCAUUGACUGGAGGGACCCCAACCCUGCCAUCCCUGCUCACAAACUUCACAGCAACACGAAGAAACUGGGCACAGUACUGAAUGAAUUUGGACAUCAGAAGAUUGAUGUCCUCAAGGCAGAUGUGGAGAGCGCCGAGUGGAAGAUUUUGGAAAACCUGAUCCUGGAAGGUGUUGUUGAGCAGAUAGGACAGCUGGUCUUCGAGGUGCACAUCCACUGGCCUGGGUUUGAGGUCAGUGGCAAUGACAGCACCGUGGUGCGGUACUGGUACAGCCUGCUCCGGGAGCUGGAGCUGAAGGACUUCAGGCUUUUCCACACCUACAAAGACCUAUCAAAACCACAGAUGUUUCUGAAAAAGGAAGCCUUCAAUGCCAGUAGCUGUUACACACUGAGCUGGGUAAAUACGAGAUGGAAACAGCAGGAAGGAACUGAUGCUGUGUGACUGGGACUGAGGGGGAGUUCGGCGCCACUGGCUGGAGCUGCUGAUGCGUGCACAAAACGGACUGGCUUUUACUUUUAGAUGUUGGGAAGAGAACUGGCACCAGGAGAAGGUUUCACUGUCACACAUGGCUCCCUCAGAUGUCAGCAAUCAAGUCCCAACCUCAUCCACCACAGAAUGCAGUGAGUUAAUUCAUGCAGGCAUAAAGCCCUAAUGAAGUUAAGGGGGCUUGUGUGUAGGGAGGUGAUUUUGAGGCAGUUUGCAGGGAGUAAGAGAGUAACCUUCUGAGUGUGAACUGUGUGUUUGUUGUGCAAGGAGUUGAGUGCUGUGACACCAAGUUUAUACAGGAAGUUAUC